Molecule: messenger RNA, 1982 nt
Organism: Rubroshorea leprosula
Lineage: Eukaryota; Viridiplantae; Streptophyta; Magnoliopsida; Malvales; Dipterocarpaceae
Source: the annotation of a GenBank genome assembly
GUGAAGUUGUAGGUCCUCUUAAGCAAGCAAGUUUACUAAACUGAGGAGGCAGCAGCUCUUUGCUUUUCUCCAGUUUUCUCAGGCUGAGCUCUGUGUUUGUGAAGAGGGUUGAAGUAACAAUGGCGGCUUCGAACUGUUCGCAACCGCAGUUCAUCGCUAGCACUGGGAAUCGGACUUUCUCAAAUGCGCCGCUCAUACAGGAUGCAGAUCCCGAUCAGAUUGUAGUGCCAGAUAGAAGAAGUUGGAAAAACUUAUUCUCAUACAUGGGUCCUGGAUUCCUCGUUUCUAUUGCAUAUAUUGAUCCUGGAAAUUUUGAAACUGAUUUGCAGGCAGGAGCACAAUACAAGUAUAGUUUACUUUGGAUCAUAUUAGUGGCUUCAUUCUCGGCUCUUAUUAUUCAGUCCCUAGCUGCCAAUCUGGGUGUUGUCACAGGGAAACAUUUAGCAGAGCACUGUAGAGCUGAGUAUCCAAGAGUUCCAAACGUCAUCUUAUGGGUUCUUGCAGAAAUUGCAAUUGUGGCAUGUGACAUUCCUGAAGCUUUUGCAUUAAACAUGCUCUUCAAGAUCCCUGUAUGGAUAGGUGUUCUUCUGACAGGUCUCAGUACAUUGAUCCUUCUAGCAUUACAGCAAUAUGGGGUUAGGAAGCUUGAGUUUUUUAUUGCUUUUCUUGUGUUUACCAUUGCCACAUGCUUUUUUGUGGAGCUUGGCUAUGCAAAGCCUGUUGCCAAUGAAGUUCUGGAGGGCCUUUUUGUUCCUCAACUUAAAGGAAAUGGUGCUACUGGUCUUGCAAUUUCUCUCCUUGGUGCUAUGAUUAUGCCUCACAACCUCUUUCUCCACUCAGCUUUGGUGCUUUCCAGAAAAAUCCCAAGAUCAGUCCGUGGCAUUAAGGAAGCCUGCAGAUUUUACAUGAUAGAGAGUGCCUUUGCUCUGACAGUGGCGUUUCUCAUUAACAUCUCUGUUAUCUCUGUAAGUGGUGCAGUUUGCAAUUCUACAAAUUUAAAUCCAGAUGAUCAGCAAAGCUGCAAGGACUUGGACUUGAAUAAGGCAUCUUUCUUACUAAGGAAUGUCUUAGGUAGUUGGAGUUCAAAACUUUUUGCAAUUGCUUUGCUUGCAUCAGGUCAGAGUUCUACAAUAACGGGAACAUAUGCUGGACAAUAUGUAAUGCAGGGCUUUCUUGAUUUACGACUGACACCUUGGAUUCGAAAUUUUCUUACUCGGUGUUUGGCAAUUGUCCCAAGUUUAAUUGUUGCAAUCAUUGGUGGUCCUGCUGGGGCUGGAAAGUUGAUUAUUAUUGCAUCGAUGAUUUUGUCAUUUGAGCUUCCUUUCGCACUCAUUCCACUUCUUAAGUUCACCAGCAGUGGGACCAAGAUGGGAGCACAUGCCAAUUCACGAAUGAUUUCAGCUAUCACUUGGAUAAUUGGUUCUCUUAUCAUGGGUAUAAACAUAUACUAUCUUGUGUCUGGCUUCAUCAACUUGCUUCUCCAUAGCCACUGGAAACUUGUAGUUGUAGUGUUUUUGGGAAUAUUUGGAUUUUCUGGUAUUGCUGUAUAUUUGGCUGCUAUUAUCUACCUGGUCUUCCGGAAACCUAAGGAGGUUACACCUCUUUUGGCAUUAACAAUCCCUGACCAUCAGCAGAUGGCUGAUGACACUGUUAAUAAUCUUCCUAGGGAGGACAUAGUGAGCAUGCAGUUGCCUCAGAGGGCUACAUCAGACAUAGACUGAUCUUUACAAAGGAAGGUAGAUAACGUUAAUAAAGCAGAUUUUCAAUCUGCCUCUUGUUUUCAUGAAGAAGUAUAACACAAUAGGCUGAUUGUUGGAGAUGCAUACGGUCAUGUUCCUAUGAAUUGUUUUUUUUUUUUUUUUUGGUGGAAAUAUGGAAAUAUAUAUAACAAAACACAGAUACAGUCAGGUCCGGGGAAAGUCUAUUCCCCUUACAUCAGCGUCAUGUUCCUAUGAAUUGUUACUGCGCCCUUUUUGUUCUUU